CCAGGCUCAAACCCAGUUUUUAUCACCACCCCACGUUGACAAUGCGAAUGCAACAAUGGUUGUUAACAUCACAAUGCAACUAACUGCUCAAUGGGAAUUUGUUUCUUAUACUGUCCACUCAAGUAUAGUGAUAGGCUACUAUAAGACAGCAAAAGCGAAGCACGAGUGGAUAAAAAAGGAAGCGUUUUGUUCCCCCUGACACAUAACAGUACAUUUGAAAGAGUGAGCUGGCCAGCAUGAUUGAGAACCUGUCAUGGAGAGAAAAAGAAAACUAUUUUACACAUCGAAAGGAAUCCACCAAACAUACUAUGGAAUGCCUUUCCCUGAAGAGAGCAAACAAUGGCAGAUCACUGUAACGGACCCAAAAUGAAGAUAAACCUUUGUUAUGUAAAGCUUCCAUGAGCAUGUCCUUGCUAUAUAAUGAGAGGCCUCCAUACACAUACCAGGCUCCCAAUUUAAAGCUCCCGAUUGCACAAAAAGUCAAGUGGAAACUGCCAUAUUGCCAUAAUAUUCUCCUGCCAAACGCAUGACCACAGAAGACAUGUGUAUAUGUGUGUAAACCGCUGCCACUAGGAAAGGUUAACCAGUUGCUAAAAAGAUGUCAUGUAUUUGUUUUUCCCUCAUUAUUCAUACAUUAAAAAAAAAUCUCUCAACGCAGGGACAUGGAGCUAGAGAGCAUACCUAUCAAAUGUCCCGCCGCUAUUAAAUGUUCAGUGAGAGAGUGACACGGAGAGCUGGGAGGAGAAAAGGAAAUCUAUCCCACCUCCCCCCCUUCCCUCCCCCUUUCUGUAUUACUGUUCCUCCCUCCCUGGCCAGUGUGGAGCGGGGAGAUUAACCUGAGUGACUGUGUGUGUGAGAGAGGAGUGUUUAAAGCAGCGUGCCGGGCAGAGCAGAGCAGAUACUCCCAGCUGGCCAGAGGAAUACUACACUGCACCGGGAGAGGUGAACUGAGGACAAAACAUAAGCCCAAGGACCCUGUCGGGACCCAAACAAGUUCUGAACCCUUCGACCGCAGCUGACCAGACCCUCUCUGCCUUCCCCGUUUGAAGUGUAUGUCUCUGGGACACUGAGGCACGAGGGGUGUGGAAGGAGCAGUUCCUGAGAGGACAACAGUUACAAGAGGCAGCGAACCAGAGAUGGACACCAGUCUUCUGACGGGCGCUGAAGACAAUGAGUCGGUGUGCGCCGCGCUCGCCCGCUACGAGGCCACGCUGAGAGACGCCGUGCGGGAGAUCCACGUGGACGUGACUGCCUUCAAACAGGGGGUGGAGCGGCGCCUGGAGGAGGCGGAGACCCACGCCGGCGAGGGGCUGCUGGGCCGGAUCGUGGCCCAGCUACAACGGGAGAACCGGCAGCUCCGGGGCCAGCUGGAGGCCCUCACCCGACAGGUGGAGCUCCUCACGGGGACGGUGGGCGACAGAGGCGUCCCGACGACCAGCAACGGCUACCCUCACCAGCCAGCCUCCGCCCAGGCCCAGCCACAGAGCAGCAGCCAUGGGAUGGGGAGCCCCCAGCCUCACUCCACUCCCCCCACCAGCCCCGCUGGUGGCCCCAGCACGGGAGCCCUCACCGGGUCAGCCUCGGGGUCGGCCUCCAGCCCCAGCGCCACCCGCUUCUCCACCCGAGCAUCCUUCGCCGUGUCCAGCAAAGCCAAUAGUAUUGAGCGGGAGGAGCCGAUUGAGGUGGAUCCGCCCCCUGGGUCUCCUGCCCUGGCCAAUGGACACUCGUCCGCUGCAGAGACCUCAACGGUGUCACACGAAAAAAGCCCACCAGCUAGUAACAACGUCCCUCAUGAACACACGGCCCCGGUUGCCAUGCGGAUGCUGCACCACCCCAUCACCGCCACCACCAAAACGGCGGACCCCUCCGCCAUGAAGAGCGAAUCACCCUCCAGUCCUGUACGCUCCCAGCCGUCGCCUCCGGCAGAGCCACCUGCCAACAACCAGCCUCCGUCUAUACCAGAGCCCCUCCUUCAGCCAGGGCCUUCCGUGAAGACAUGGACAACCAGUCCCAGCCGAGUUCUGGGAUCUCCGCGACUCUCAGAAAAGUCUUCAUCUGCGCCCCCAAAGUCAGUGACCUACAGUGGUCUGAUCCAACACAACAGGGUGGAAGAUUUGGGUGGGGACACGCCCUUUGGGCAGGGAGUGGAGCGGAGGCGGGAUCUGGUGAGGUCACAGACGUUACCACGUAACAUUGGAGCUCAGGCCCGCCGGUCCAUCUUCGAGAGGCUGGAUUCUGAAGCCAGCAGGCCCAAGCCUAUGGACUCCAGGCCCAUGCUGAAGCGUUCCCAGAGCUUUGGCGUCUCCAGCGCCAGUAGCAUUAAACAGAUUCUUCUGGAAUGGUGCCGCUCCAAAACCAUAGGAUACCAGAACAUAGACAUCCAGAACUUCUCGUCCAGUUGGAGUGAUGGGAUGGCCUUCUGUGCCCUGGUCCAUUCCUUCUUCCCUACUGAGUUUGAUUACAACCUGCUGACGCCGGCAGACCGCAAGCACAACUUCGAGCUGGCCUUUGGAACAGCGGAGAAGAAGGCGGGCUGCGACAGGCUCAUCGAAGUGGAGGAUAUGAUGACGAUGGGCCGCAAGCCGGAUCCUAUGUGCGUCUUCACCUACGUCCAGUCAAUGUACAACCACCUGCGCAAGUUCGAGUGACGCAAACCUGUUGCCGCUUUCACGGUGACAUGGACGAUUCCGCCCACCCGCGCUCUUGUCUUCAAGGGCAGCAGUGACUCACUCACUGAAAGACCACACCGCCCCCUGCUGGAAUGAACUGGAUAUUUCUCCAGCUUGAAAAACACUGCAGUGUUAUGUUGUGAGUGGGAGGUCUUUAAACACGCGCAGUUGUGAAGUGUCCUUAUGUUUAUGAGUGCUGUGUAUUGAUUCCCUGAAAGUCUUUGUUAUGAUUUUCAUUUUCGACUUACCAUUAUAUUGACUUAAGAGAACGGGAUAUGUUUCAGAUUAAACGUGUCUGUUUGAAAAAGAGGAAUGGAAUAGUGUAACACUGCACCUGGCAUGAGGAAAGAGGACUGAGGAUUAAUUUGUCUAGACAGAAUGUUAUCUAGAGUUUCAUUUGUUCAUGCAUCAUUUGUACUUUUCUUUCAUACUGUGUUUUUUCAGACCUGACUGUGUCCCUAAAGGAACAAAAAAUGCAGCUAGAUGGGCAACCAGUACCAAAGUGUGCUUUUUCAACAGAAUCCAUGUGGGCAUUACCUAUUGUAGAACUAUAACUAUAAUGUAGAAUGGUUUGCUUUUUGAAGAGAUGGAGUGUAAAAUUUAACUCCGUAUAUAGUACCCACUUGAUAGAAAGUUGAAAAUUGCCUUUUACUGUUUUAUAGUGUGAAUGUGAUGGUUGGGAUUAUAUUUUCUUAGACUAAAUAUAAAUGUAAAAUUACAGAAAUCCAAAUAAAUAUUGUCAUUUCUUUCACACACACC
This is a messenger RNA of Esox lucius (northern pike), 3428 nucleotides long. It is a transcript of the gene smtnl2, whose product is annotated as smoothelin, like. NCBI's taxonomy places the organism in Eukaryota, Metazoa, Chordata, Actinopteri, Esociformes, Esocidae. Gene Ontology annotation, biological process: actin cytoskeleton organization. The record is from RefSeq and is a predicted model, not a curated record. Gene Ontology annotation, cellular component: filamentous actin; microtubule organizing center. The transcript has 10 exons. Gene Ontology annotation, molecular function: protein binding. Bases 1137 to 2648 code for a protein of 503 amino acids.